GCACGCAAUAUUUUGGCAGUGGGUGUUUUGUCUUUACUUAUGUUCGUUAACAUUAUUAAUUUGAUUAUAUAUUUCUUUAUGUUCGUUGUUUCUACUACUAUUAUUGUGUAUUUCUUAAUAUAUAAGGACACAUUUUAGGUUUCUUUCCAUUCUCGUUAACAUAUGGUACAUCUAUUUUACACAAGCAUUAUUCACGCAUGCCACUUUCUCUCAUUGUUUUGUUACUGUUUGCAAUAUACGAACGCCCGCGCGAUCGCCAGAAGCAUCACUUGCAAAGGGCAAGAUCCGUCCGCCGAACAAAGUUCAACUCGUUGCGAUCAAAUCGCGAGCGAGACUUCGUUGCUUCUCGGAAUAGAUAGUACCGAUUCGAUACUAGAUACUAGCAGUAGGACGACUAAAGAACCUGUUGAAGGGGACGGCUCAAACAGCAGCAGCACCGGACAGGGUAGAGUCAAGGAUGAGAUUGCAUUCGUCUCGAACAAUGAUCUACCGGAUCCGGUGCUGUACGCCGAUGGUUGUGUCGAUGAUUCCAAGAUCAUUAUGCUCUGUCAGAAGCAGGAAAUGGAAAGACUGGGAAUGACCGUCAGUUCUGGAACGGUGGUCGUUAAAAAGGACACCACAAAUUUGAUUGGUAUAAGCAUAGGUGGAGGAGCCCCCCUCUGUCCCUGUCUAUAUAUAGUUCAGGUAUUCGAUGGAACUCCAGCGGCUCGCGAAGGAACACUUCAGAGUGGCGAUGAACUGCUUGGCGUCAACAGCGUAUCAGUCAAAGGUAAAACCAAAGUUGAAGUCGCUAAAAUGAUACAAGCGGCCACCGAGGAGGUCACCAUUCACUACAACAAAUUGCAUGCGGAUCCGACUCAGGGCGAAACAUUGGAUAUCGUUCUGAAAAAGAUGAAGCAUCGAUUGGUGGAGAGAAUGUCCAGCAGCACCGCCGAUACCCUGGGACUAUCCCGGGCAAUCCUGUGCAAUGAUUCACUGGUCAAACGCCUACAGGAAUUGGAACGUACCGAGGCGAUGUACAAAGGACUGGUGGAACAUGCCAAACGAAUGCUGAAAGCCCAUUUCGACGUCCUACAAACGUACCAAUCGUUUGGCAACAUUUUUGCAGCGAUUAGCGUCCGCGAGCCGCAACCACGAGCCUCGGAAGCAUUCCGCACCUUUGGCGAGUUGCAUCGAAAUAUGGAGAAAGAUGGCAUCAAGAUGAUCAAAACGCUGAAACCCAUUCUGGCCGACAUGGGUACCUACCUGCAUAAGGCUAUCCCCGACACCAAACUGACCGUCAAACGUUACGCCGAUGCCAAGUUCUCAUACCUCUCGUACUGUUUAAAGAUCAAAGAAAUGGACGAUGAAGAGCACAGCUACGCUGCCAUUCAAGAACCGCUGUAUCGUGUCGAAACGGGGAACUAUGAGUACCGUCUAAUCCUCCGCUGUCGCCAGGAAGCCCGUGUAAAAUUCGCCAAGCUACGCAGUGACGUUCUGGAGAAAAUUGAGCUUCUCGAGUGCAAACAUGCCCGCGAUCUGGCUUCCCAGUUGAGACAAUUCAUACAAGGUCUGUCAACCCUGGCAACGGAAACCGUCGAACGGCUGGAAUCCAUUCCGAAUCUCUUCCCCAUUGAGGUGGAUCUGAAACCAAGUGCGUUCCAGUACAAGUCAGCGCUGAAAUUCCAACCAGAAGAGGAAGUGGAAGAAGAAAUCCACCAAGCCGAGGAAGCAGUCGAAGCAUCCGUUGGGCGAGGUGCUAGGAACGAAAAUGGAUCCACCAACAAUGGGGGUGCCUCGAUCGACCAGUUGCUCUCUGGAUUCGAAGAAAUUGAUUUGAACAAAAGCUGCUGCACCGGAGCAGCCACUAGUGACAAUAACGAUCUGCUAACGGAAUUGGGUUUGGCGGAUAUCGAUCUCUCCGUGGGAAAACCACCGAUGAUAGGGACAAACCUGAUGGAUGAUCUACUGAUACCGGACCUGGCGGAUUUCGGUAAGUGAAAGCUGGUUUUCUGUAGCUAGACGUGGUAUUGGCUUAUUCUUAUUUAUUUGUGUAUCAAUACAUAUAUCUAGUCGUGUUGAGAAA
Molecule: messenger RNA, 2065 nt
Organism: Ochlerotatus camptorhynchus
Lineage: Eukaryota; Metazoa; Arthropoda; Insecta; Diptera; Culicidae
Gene: PICK1
Product: protein interacting with PRKCA 1
Exons: 5
Coding region: 163-1980 (605 amino acids)
Biological process (GO): dendritic spine maintenance; intracellular protein transport; regulation of Arp2/3 complex-mediated actin nucleation
Cellular component (GO): neuron projection; postsynaptic density; trans-Golgi network membrane
Molecular function (GO): phospholipid binding; protein kinase C binding; protein domain specific binding
Source: RefSeq, a predicted model, not a curated record